Naegleria gruberi is the source of this 6823-nucleotide messenger RNA. RefSeq lists its product as uncharacterized. Gene Ontology annotation, molecular function: acetyl-CoA carboxylase activity; ATP binding; metal ion binding. The record is from RefSeq and is a predicted model, not a curated record. NCBI's taxonomy places the organism in Eukaryota, Heterolobosea, Eutetramitea, Acrasida, Naegleriidae. Bases 126 to 6782 code for a protein of 2218 amino acids. The transcript has a single exon. Gene Ontology annotation, biological process: fatty acid biosynthetic process.
CUUGCUUUUUUGCGGCAUUUUUGAAUCACCCAAAUUUUCCACCCACACAAUCAUCAAAUAACCUUUUAGUAUUGAUUGUCAUCAUCUAAAAAUUCAUCAAUAUAACAACAACAACAACAUAAAGGAUGGAAACAGAUAGUCCAGUUAUUCCUACACAAUCUAAUCAUGGCAUUUUCGCAAGUGUAGAAGAAUAUGUUAGUUUUAUGGGUGGCAACAAGAUAAUCAAAAAGAUACUGAUAGCAAACAAUGGUAUUGCCGCAGUUAAAGGAAUUCGUUCAAUGAGAAAAUGGUGUAAUGAAGUUUUUGGUAAAUCAGAUGAAAUUAAAUUCGUAGUAAUGGCUACACCUGAAGAUAUCCAAGCCAAUGCCGAAUAUGUUAGAUUGGCUGAUGAAUUAGUCAAAGUACCAGGUGAAUCGAAUUAUAACAAUUACAGCAAUGUUAAAUUAAUAGUAGAUAUUGCUGAACAAUUUUGUUGUGAUGCAGUUUGGCCAGGUUGGGGACACGCUAGUGAAAAUCCAGAACUUCCAUUUUCACUUUCACAAACUAAACGACAAAUUGCUUUUAUUGGUCCAGACAGUGUACCAAUGGAAGCUUUGGGAGACAAGAUUUCUUCCACAAUUUUGGCUCAAGCAGCUGGUGUUCCUUGUAUUCCAUGGUCUGGUUCCGAGGUUCACUACGAUAUUACAAAGAGUGGUUUACCAAUUCCUGAAGACAUUUAUUUAAAGUGUUGUAUCACUUCUGAAUCAGAAGCUUUGAAAUGUGCAAAUAAGAUUGGAUAUCCAAUAAUGAUUAAAGCUUCUGAAGGUGGUGGUGGUAAAGGUAUUCGUAAAGUAGCAAAUGAUAUUGAAUUGAAAUUGGGAUUUUCACAAGUUAAAAAUGAAGUGCCGGGAUCUCCUAUUUUCUUGAUGAAACUCUCUAGUGAAAGUAGACACUUGGAAGUUCAAGUUGUUGCUGAUAAACAUGGUAAUGCUCUCGCAUUAUAUUCAAGAGAUUGUUCCGUUCAAAGAAGACAUCAAAAGAUUAUUGAAGAAGGUCCAGUUACAGUUGCUCCAAAGCACGUUAUUGAUAAAAUGGAAGCUGCAGCUGUCACACUUGCUCGUAGUGUUAAUUAUAGUGGUGCUGGUACAGUUGAAUAUCUUUAUGAACCUGCUACUGAACAUGUUUACUUUUUGGAAUUGAAUCCUAGAUUGCAAGUUGAACAUCCAGUCACAGAAUGGAUUACACUCACCAAUAUUCCAUCUAUCCAACUUCAAAUUGCUAUGGGAAUAUCAUUAAAUCGUAUUCCAGAUAUUAGAAGAUUCUUUGGUGUUCAAUUGAAGGAUCUCUACACUGUUGAACCACAAAUUGAUGUUAACGAUGCUGCUAGGAGACAACCUCCAGUUGGUCACGUUAUUGCUUGCCGUGUUACAGCUGAAAAUCCAGAAAGUGGGUUCCAACCAACUUGUGGUUCUGUUGUUGAACUUAACUUUAGAACAAAUCCAAACGUUUGGGGAUAUUUCUCAAUUCGUUCCCAAGGUGCCAUCCACGCUUUCUCUGAUUCUCAAUUCGGUCACAUUUUCACAAAGGGUGAAACAAGAGAAGAAGCAAGAAAGACUAUGCUUUCAACACUUUCUGAAUUAGCCAUCAGAGGCGAAAUCAGAACAACAGCUGAAUAUUUACAAUCACUUUUGAAGUUUGAUGAUUAUGUUAAUAACAAUUAUACAACAUCAUGGUUGGAUAAUCUUAUUUCAAAGAAAAUUAAAUUGGAAAAGCCUGAUACACUUUUAGUAGUUACUUGUGGUGCAGUCCAUACUCUCCACAGAAUGGUUUCCGAGAGAGCCAAGAAUUGGAUUUUGGCUGUUGAAAGAGGACAGGUUCCUUCAUUUGACAAUGUUGAUGUACACUACUCUAUUGAACUUAUUUAUGAAAAUAUUAAAUAUCAAGUUGACGGAGUUAGAAGUGGACCAAACAAAUAUACUUUGGCUUUGAAUGGAUCUACAAUAGAAGCUGAAUUGUCUGAAUUGAGAGAUUCUGGAUUACUCAUUGUUGUUGACAAUGGAUCACACGUCUCUUAUGCCAGUGAAGAACCUUCGGGCCUCAAACUUACACUUGACGGUAAGGUUUGUAUGUUUACUAAGGAAUUCGAUCCAUCUCAAUUGAGAUCAACAUUGAGUGGUAAAUUCAUGAAGUAUUUGGUUGAAAAUGGUGCUCAUGUUAAACCAAAUACUCCAGUUGCUGAAUUGGAAGUCAUGAAGAUGAUUGUCACUGUUUAUGCUCCACUUCCAGGUAGAGUUAAUCACUGUCUUGUUGAUGGUACUGGUGUUAACCAAGGAGAUAUCAUUGCUAUAAUCGAUCUUGAUGAUAAAUCCCAAGUUAAGAGAUCACUUCCAUUCGAAGGCCAAUUCCCUCCUGCUGCUAAGGUUAAUGCAAGACUUCCUCCAAAUAGAGUUGUUUCUUCUGCUUUGGAAACUGUUCAAAACUUGUUGGCUGGUUAUGAUUAUCCUGCUUUCAUUUUCAAUGACAAACUCUCAGAAACCAUGUUGUCACUCAGAAAACUCGGUGAUAGAAAUGUUAUUAUCCAUGAAAUGAUUGAAAAGCUUUCAGUUUUGAGAAAAUUCUUACCAGUAUCAUUGGUUAGAGAAGUCAAUAACCUUUUGCAAAAGAGAAAGAUUGAAUACGACGAAUAUUGUUGCAAGGAUGAUAAUGAUCACACCCAAGAUGUUUACAAUGAGGAUUUAGUUAAGGAAAUUACUUCUAUUUUCAAGAACUUUGAAAGUGGUCUUGAAGGAGCUAAGAAGGAAGAAUUCCUCAUCGCUGCCAAACCAGUUUUUGAACUUUUGGAACUCUUCAAUAAUGGAUACAAGCAACAUGCUUUCUCCACUCUCGCCAAAUUACUUGAAGAAUAUAUUCAAACUGAAAAGAUCUUUGAUACCACUGGUGGUAAGAGAAGAGAAGCUGUUUGGUUUGAAUUGAGACAAAAACACUCUGAAAACCUCAACAAGACUUACCAAAUUGGUCUCUCCCACUUUAGACUUAGCAGUAAGAAUAAGGUUAUUCGUUCUCUUUUAGAAAUUAUUGAAGAACUCGACAUGGUUAAGGAAUCAACUCCACUUUUGGAUGAAUUGGCUUCAUUUGUUGCUCCAGAAUUCAGUGAUGUUGCUGUUGCUGCUAAACACAUCCUCACCUCAAGUAGAUUGCCUUCUAAGCAAAGAAUGAAGGAUGAAAUGGAAGGAUACUUUAAGGAUGGACUUGAAGCUGUUGAUAAUCAACAAAAGCUUGCUUGUUUGAAGGAAUUAAUUGUCAAGUCUAACUAUAGUUUCGACAUUCUUCUUGAAUUCUUCUCUGAUCCAGAUGAAAGAAUUGCUAACUUGGCUGCUGAAGUCUACAUCAGAAAGGCAUACUGUACUUUUGAUAUUGAUAUUUCAAGAGUUACCUCCCAACCAAAGUUCAAGACUGUUGAAUUUAGUUUUAUGAAUACUGAAAAGUCCACUUCAGGUUCAUUAAAGUCUGAUGGUAUUGUUGGUUCUAUUUCUAUGGACUGUUUGAGCAGUCUCUCAGAGACUGAAGAUAACAUUGGUUUUGGUGUUUUGGCUAUCUUUGAUUCUGUCAGUGAUAUUGAUGCUCACCUUCCAGAUGUUAUGAAGAUCUUUGAAAAUAACGACGAUGCUGACAAUACUAAUGUUUUGAAGAUUUUGUUGAGAGCUCACGGACCAACACCAAAUGAUGUUGAACUUCUCCCAUCCCUUACUAACCUUUUGAAGAAGCACAGCGAAUCUCUCCAAUAUAACGAAAUUAAGAGAGUUACUGUUGUCGUUGAAGUUCAAGAUAAAUUGCCAUUCUACUUUACUUUCAGACAAAGAUUCAACUAUGACGAAGAUCCAAUGUACAGACAUAUUGAACCUACACUUGCCUUCCAACUUUUCCUUAAGAAAUUAUCUAAUUAUAACAUUACUCCAUACCCAUGUAAGGAUCCAUCUGUUCACGUUUUCUAUGGUCAAAAGAAGAAGGAGCUUGGUUUGAAUAGAUAUGAUUUCUUGAAUAAGAGAUUCUUCGUUCGUACUUUGGUAUUGCAAGGUGAUAUCUUCACUGAAGAAAAUCCUGAAGAAUUGCAAAUUUCAGAACUUGAAAGAUAUGUUGUUGCCUCAAUCAAUGCUUUGGAAAUUGCUAUGGCUGAUAAGAAUUACCCAACUAGUUAUGCUAAUCACAUUUUCGUCAAUUUCUUACCUGAAGUUGUUGUCAAGGCAGAUAUGGUAGGUGAAAUUAUUGAAAGAUUCCAAAAGGUUUAUGGUAAGAGAUUGUGGAAGUUGAGAGUUAGUGAAGUUGAAGUUAGAUUCACUGCUAAAUUCUCCCGAACCUCUCAACCACAAACCUUUAGAUUCAUUGCUCUUGAUGACACUGGUUACAAUCUUACAUUGGACGUUUACAGAGAAGAAAAGGAUCAAACUACUGGUAGAACCGUUUACAAGACUGUUGUUGGUGAAAAGAAGCCAUUGGAAGGUUUGGAUGUUAAUAUUCCUCACCCUAUUCUCCAAGCUGUUGAUCAAAAGAGAGUUCUUGCUCACAACAAUGAUACAUCCUAUGUCUAUGAUUUCCCAUACUUGUUCGAAAGAGUUGUUCGUUCCAUGUGGAAAGAACAUAACGAUUUGACUAAGGAAGACAUUCCAAGCACUUUCAUCAGUCUUACUGAAUAUAUUCUCGAUACAACUGGCAAAUUCUUGAUUGAAAAUCCAGUCAAGAAUGCUAUAGGUAAGAAUACAUGUGGUAUGGUUGUUUGGAAGGUUACUUUGUUCACUCCAGAAGCUAAGGAUGGCAGAGAUAUGAUUUUAAUUGCCAACGAUAUCACAUAUCAAUCUGGUUCUUUUGGUGUUAUUGAAGAUGAAGUAUUCCAAUUGGCUAGUGAAAUGGCUAGAAAGUUGAAGAUUCCAAGAUUCUACAUUGCUGCCAACUCUGGUGCUAGAAUUGGUUUGGCUGAUGAAGUCAGAGAAUUAUUCAAGAUUGAAUGGAACGAACCAAAUGAUAGCACUAAGGGCUUCAAAUAUCUUUACCUCACUCCAAAUGAUUACGAAAAACUUCAAAAGACCAACUCUGUCAAUGCUGUUGAAAUUGAAGUUAACGGAGAAAAGAGAUGGAAGAUUAUUGACAUUAUUGGUAAGGAAAAUGGUAUUGGUGUCGAAAAUUUGAGAGGAUCUGGUAUGAUUGCUGGUGAAACUUCUCGUGCCUAUGAAGAAGUUUUCACUAUGAAUUAUAUUGCUGCAAGAAGUGUUGGUAUUGGUGCCUAUGUUAAUCGUCUUGGUCAAAGAAUUAUUCAAAAUAGAAAAGCUCCUAUCUUGCUCACUGGUGCUGGUGCUUUGAAUAAGGUUUUGUCUAGAGAAGUUUAUACCAGUAAUUUGCAAUUGGGUGGUAUUCAAAUCAUGAAUCCUAAUGGUGUCACUCACUUGAUUGCUAAGGAUGACUAUCUUGCUAUCAAGGAUGCUCUCAAGUGGUUGUCAUAUGUUCCAAAGUCAGUUGGUUCUGCACUUCCAAUCUUGAAGACUCUUGAUGAUCCUGAACGUCAAAUUCAAUACCUCCCAGUUGAAGGUAGCCACUAUGACUUUAGAGAAAUGUUGGUUGGUAAGACUGUUGAAGGUGAAAAUGGAGAAUCAACAUGGUUGAGUGGUUUCUUUGAUAAGAACUCAUUCUUUGAAACUUUGACUGGUUGGGCAAAGAAUAUUAUUGUUGCUCGUGCUAGACUUGGUGGUAUUCCAAUGGGUGUUAUUGCUGUUGACACAAAGACCUAUGAACAAAUUAUUCCUGCUGAUCCUGCUGAUAGUAACUCUAGAGAAAGAGUAGUUCAAAAAUCUGGCCAAGUCUGGUAUCCAGAUUCUGCAUUCAAGACUGCUCAAGCAAUCAAUGAUUUCAACAAGGGAGAACAAUUGCCACUCAUGAUCUUUGCUAACUGGAGAGGUUUCUCUGGUGGUCAAAGAGAUAUGUUUGAUGAAAUCCUCAAGUUUGGUUCUUACAUUGUUGAUGCUUUGACCAAUUACAAGCAACCAGUUUUUGUUUACAUUCCACCAAAUGGUGAAUUGAGAGGUGGUGCUUGGGUUGUUGUUGAUCCAAUGAUCAAUAAUGAUGUUAUGGAAAUGUUUGCUGAUGAUAAGUCCAAGGGUGGUAUUUUGGAAGCUUCUGGUAUUGUUGAAAUUAAGUACAGAAAGCAAGAAAUUGUUGCUACUAUUCAACGUUUGGAUGCUGAAUAUAUUAACCUUGCCAAGGAAUUGGGAAGAUCAGACAUUUCUUUGAAGGAAAAGGAUGAAAUCAAGGUCAAGAUGGGUAAGAGAGUUGAAAAGUUGAUUCCAAUUUAUACUCAAGUAGCUGAAUGUUUUGCUGAUCUCCAUGAUACUCCAGGUAGAAUGAAGGCUAAGGGUGUUAUUACCGAAAUCAUUUCUUGGAAGACUGCUAGAACUUACUUCUACUGGAGAUUGAAGAGAAAGAUUCUCGAAUUCAAUUUGUUGAAGGAAUUAAGUGAAUGUGUAGAUGCUCAAUCAAACAAGUUAUCUAUCAAGAGAGAAAUCCUCAGACAAAAGGUCAUCAAUAAUGAACAAGUUUGGACUAACGAUAGAGAAUUCUUGUCUUGGAUUGAAGAUAAUAAGGAAACUGUUACACAAGCCAUUGCUACAUUGAGAGGUGAAAAGGUCAAGCAAGAUAUUCUUUCAUUAUGUUCUUCAGGUAAUUUAGGUUCAGUUUGUGAUGGUUUGCUUUCCUUCUUGGAAAAUAACAGUGAUGCUGUUGGUGAAUCUCUUAAGGAAAAGCUGAGAAAAUUGCUCUAAAUUAUUUUGUAAAAUAUUUUAAUUCAAACCUCUUUUAGUCU